AUGUACAAGUUGGGAUUAGAAUUCAACGCUGGCUGUAUUGAAAGAGCAAAAACAGGAUGUUUUGAAAGCGAAGCACUCCCGGAACCAAAUGAAGCACUGGUGACAGUUUGUGUUGAAGAUUUCAUGACCUCGACAAUUCAUCCAGUGAAGCGAGAUACAGGCUAUUCUGUCAAUCACGACUAUUCUGCAAACCUUGUCAAGGAAUUCUAUACGUCGCUUGGGCUAGGAAACGGUUGGAAUGUUUUAGGAGGAGGAUUAGCAUGUUCAACGAUGACUUCGUCGUCAGAUGAGGGUAUGGGAUGGGAUAUGAAUGCAAAUUGCGCAAGACCCUUCCUAAGAUCCGAGUUGGGUAUGCUUCUUAGUCGUGCGCCUGGGGUGGAGUGGGAGGUGCUACGUCUUAAAUGCUAUUCCACGGAACGUCGGUUUUCUGUGAAGGAGCGCCGAAUAGGGAAAGUCAUCGAUUCUGAUGUGGAUUAUAUUAUGAACGCCGUCGGGAUGAAGGACAACCUGGUGUAUCGCAGAUGGAGUGAGGUUAGAGAGAUGGUCAAUCGUUAA
Messenger RNA from Lentinula edodes (shiitake mushroom), 555 nucleotides. RefSeq lists its product as uncharacterized. The transcript has 9 exons. Lineage: Eukaryota; Fungi; Basidiomycota; Agaricomycetes; Agaricales; Omphalotaceae. The record is from RefSeq and is a predicted model, not a curated record. The coding region runs from base 1 to 555 and encodes 184 amino acids.